Molecule: messenger RNA, 1258 nt
Organism: Seminavis robusta
Lineage: Eukaryota; Bacillariophyta; Bacillariophyceae; Naviculales; Naviculaceae
Source: the annotation of a GenBank genome assembly
AAAGCAGCCUUGAAUGGAGGGCACUUGUCGCCGUUGGCUCUUUCUUGGGAAGCAAGACCUUCCUCUACAUAGUUGUUGUUGGUAUUAGUAGUACUGAAUUGUUGCUUAGUAAAGAUGGCGAUUGUGGACCUUGCCUCUCUCGACGAGCAGAUUGAGAGACUCCGGGGAGGUGAUACACUCACGGAAAAUGAGGUUCGAAACCUCUGCGAGAGGGCCAAGGAAAUUCUCCAAGGCGAAUCGAACGUGCAGCCUGUGAACGCCCCCGUGACGGUCUGCGGAGACAUUCACGGCCAAUUCUACGAUUUGGCAGAACUCUUUCGCAUUGGAGGCAAAUGUCCCGAAACAAACUACCUAUUCAUGGGAGACUACGUCGAUCGAGGGUACUACUCCUUGGAAACCGUCACCCUCCUCGUUGCAUUAAAAGUCCGAUACAAGAAUCGCAUCACCAUUCUCAGGGGAAACCACGAAAGUCGACAGAUUACCCAAGUCUAUGGCUUUUAUGACGAGUGUCUGCGAAAGUACGGCAAUGCCAAUGUCUGGAAACACUUUACCGAUACCUUUGACUUUCUACCCAUGACGGCUGUCGUCGCGGGACGCAUAUUCUGUCUUCACGGAGGACUGUCACCCUCCAUUGAUACCCUCGAUCAUGCACGUGAUCUAGAUCGAGUUCAGGAAGUCCCCCACGAAGGACCCAUGUGUGAUCUCGUCUGGUCCGAUCCCGAUGACCGUUGCGGUUGGGGUAUUUCGCCUCGGGGAGCUGGUUACACCUUUGGAGUCGAUAUCACCGAACAGUUUACCCACAUUAAUGGACUCUAUUUCAUUUCAAGGGCUCAUCAGUUGGUCAUGGAGGGAUACCAGUGGCAGCAUAAUCGAUCAGUUGUCACGGUUUUCUCGGCUCCCAAUUAUUGCUACCGAUGUGGUAAUCAGGCCGCUAUUAUGGAAGUCGAUGAUACCGUCGAAACCUGCGCCAAGGAUAACGUUCAUGAUCAUUGCAAAUUCUCUCAAUUCGAUCCGGCACCUAGAGAUGAAAACUGGCACAAGAGCCCACGAACUCCCGACUACUUUUUGUAAUACUAUCUUGACUCGGUGGAAUUAUCAUUAUCACUGUGGCCGUUAGUAUUCAUAGCACUGAAACUAACGAGAUAGAGUCCCCCGUUUUCCCGUGUAUGUAUCCACACUUGGAGUUUUCUCAUUUAAUGUCUAGUUAGGCAGAUACUAGUAGUUAUUUGGUGCAUUCGUACGAGACUAGCCAGCGGCU